AUGUUUUCUAUACGUGUCGGAGAUCUGUCCGAUAGCGACGAGCUCUACCAAAGAACGCUUGAACUUCUAGAAUACCAUGGAGUUCCAGGCGACCAAACACAGAUGUCCCGUUCAGCCUUCUUGCAGCUUCAAAAGGAGGACUUCCUGCAAAUCCUGGUGCUGACAUGUAUAGAUCCUGCCCAUGAGGCUUCUCCCAAGCUGGUUGGUUACGCCUCCUUCAUACCGGAAUUCGACAUGCUCUUUGGUGGCCACGGUCUCCUGCUGGACCAUUUCUUCAUCCAGGAGGCCUAUCGCAGCAAGGGACAGGGCAGGCGUCUGUUGAAGGCCGUCUGUGAAGCCGCCCAGUUCCAGCAAGCUAAGUAUCUGAAGCUCUACUUCAAGGAUGGACUGCGGUUGGACAAAUUCUACGAACACUUUGGUUUCCGAAAUCUCACAAAAUCGCCCCCAAACAUGCACUACUUCGAGAUCUACGGCCACAAGGAGAUACAGCGCUGUCUGCGCAUCAAGAUGAAGAAGGUGGUCAGUAAUGUCUGUAGGAAAUCAAGACUGGAAAAGGGGGCGGACCUGGGUGAAGGGAAUCUGGCCUGGCAGUUUGCCCUACCACUGCGCUUGCAGGAUGAUGAGGAGUGUUCCCGGCCCUGUUACCUCCUUUCCUUCAAACUGCCCCAUCCUCUCGACAAGGGAACUCACAGUCCACCAGUGGGAGACCUAAUUAUCCUUCUGCGAGCUCCCUGUGAUUCAAGAAUGACAACUCUGGAGGACCUUCUAGACGCUGUGAACUUGCCCAUUCAUAGUGGACCUGAAGUUCUUUGGGACAGGGUUGCCAAGUCGAAACUCUACCUUCUCAACGGUGUUAGGUGUUGCGCCUUUGUUGAAAAGCCCUCCUUUUGUGGAUGGUUGGGGAAGAUGGUAACUUUCUGCGAUUUCGUCGGGGACUUGAGUAUCCUUUGUGAGGAGGUGUUUGUAGACCGAGUGAAGCACUGGGCGUUGCACUGGUCUGAGCUGAUGGGGGUCAACUUUGAAGUGCCAGUCCCCGAUCCGGGGAGUCCCGACUGCACCAACCACACAUAUCGCCCCUUGCUGAAGAUUUUGCGGAACCUCCGAGUGCCAGACAGUUCCCAGCGCGACGGCUGGAAUGCAGCCCUGCUAGAUGAGGAGUAUAUGCAGGCGAUAUUAGCAUCGUGA
Spirometra erinaceieuropaei is the source of this 1185-nucleotide messenger RNA. The record is from the annotation of a GenBank genome assembly. NCBI's taxonomy places the organism in Eukaryota, Metazoa, Platyhelminthes, Cestoda, Diphyllobothriidea, Diphyllobothriidae.